UGAAUUCGGUGCCACGGCACCAAACUUCGCAGAAUUCGGCGCCGAAACGCCCCUCUACGCCGUUUUCAAGCCCUAAUUCCCCGACUCCUCCCCUCUCAAAUCGAUGCCACCGCUCUCUCCGCCGAGCCCCUGUCAAUGGAUUUGUCGGGGCCACGAUGGAAGGGCCGAGGCUUUGCUGAAAUCGCCAAUUCAAACCCCAUGUCGAGAGUAGUUCUCCAGCUUCAAACCGCUCUAUCGCAAUCGGGAACUGCUGCUUUUCUCGCGGGCAAUAAUGCUCUACUUCGCGCCGAACCGGAAAUAGCCAACCUUCUUAGUCGCGCCGCCUUUGGUCGGGAGGUGAUCAACUCUGGCACGGAUAACCAAAUUUUCCAACUGGGUCCGGAGGAAGCCUUCUAUCUCUCGCAUUCUCUAAAAUGUCUUAAGAUUACAAGAGAUUCGGAUGAUACACCCCCGAGCGAAAACGAGCUUUGGGCUUAUUUGAAAAGCAAAAACGAAGCUUUUCCUGAAUCAUACAUGGCUUACAAGCAUCUGCGGUCGAAGAAUUGGGUCGUGAAGCCGGGGAUCCAGUACGGGGUGGACUUUGUGGCGUAUCGGCACCACCCGGCUCUUGUCCAUUCAGAGUAUGCGGUGAUUGUUGUUCGAGAAGGUGACAGAAACAGUAGAUUGAGCAGCAUGACCGAUUUGUAUUGCACGCUUAGGGCUUGCGGAAGUGUGGCAAAGACCUUGCUGAAACUCAGCAUCAGAUGCUGUGGUGUCAACGGGAGUAUGAGGGAUUCGCCGGAUUGUUUGGAGGAUUUUGAUGUGGAUGAGCGGACGAUCACAAGGUUUAUACCAGCGCAGUCUCGCGAGGAUCGUGAUUUAGAUGAAGUCGCGAUGGAAUUCGGUGAAAAGGUUUGAUAUUGCAGUGCAGUCUCGCGAGGAUCGUGAUUUAGAUGAAGUAGAUGGAAUUUGGUGAAAAGGUUUGAUGUUGCAGGGACUCGCGGGAGCCGCAAGAUCGGGACACAAAAACAACAAAAACAAUUGCUAGUUUGAUACUUGCGCAAAUUUGUUGAUUUUUGAGUAGGAAUUUUUAGAUUUA
Messenger RNA from Ananas comosus (pineapple), 1078 nucleotides. RefSeq names its product probable tRNA-splicing endonuclease subunit Sen2. Gene Ontology annotation, cellular component: tRNA-intron endonuclease complex. The coding region runs from base 136 to 897 and encodes 253 amino acids. Gene Ontology annotation, biological process: tRNA-type intron splice site recognition and cleavage; tRNA splicing, via endonucleolytic cleavage and ligation. The record is from RefSeq and is a predicted model, not a curated record. Gene Ontology annotation, molecular function: tRNA-intron lyase activity; nucleic acid binding. NCBI's taxonomy places the organism in Eukaryota, Viridiplantae, Streptophyta, Magnoliopsida, Poales, Bromeliaceae. The transcript has 2 exons.